Aspergillus alliaceus is the source of this 1198-nucleotide messenger RNA. Its product is annotated as oxidase ustYa family protein. The record is from RefSeq and is a predicted model, not a curated record. Gene Ontology annotation, biological process: mycotoxin biosynthetic process. NCBI's taxonomy places the organism in Eukaryota, Fungi, Ascomycota, Eurotiomycetes, Eurotiales, Aspergillaceae. Bases 197 to 1000 code for a protein of 267 amino acids. The transcript is spliced from 4 exons.
CAGGACCAAUAACACCAAGUCGGAAAACAUAUUACCCCCGACUCUCGUUGCAACGAGCGAAGAGAUUACCUAGUCUCGGAACUGUGUAGGAAUCCAGGGUUACCUUGAUUCUAAUAGGUCAAGCGCGGCUCAACGAGCCUUUCUGAGCAUCAACAACUUGUCACACAGUUUACCCGCGGAUUCCACACGAUUCACCAUGGCCACUUCCCAUUACCAGAAAUUAAAAGGAGAUGCCGAUGGAGGUGGAUUCCAUGGAGAGGAGCACAGCGCUCAAUCACAACCAAAACUGCGAACAUGGGAUUGGCGGUCUCUCCUAGUUGGCGUCGCUCUUGGCUUUGCGUUGGGUUUCCUGACGUCCUGGAUUACAUCGAUAGAGCCGAAGGAUAUAUGCACACGAAAGAUGUCAACAUGGUCUCCUGCAUUGAGCAUAUACGAUGACCAACUAUCUAUUCAGCGCUUUAACGGCGCCCUCAGGGACCCUAACAAUUAUCGUGGGCCCCCAAGUCCGGAGAUCGACGAGGCGUGGGAUGAGCUCGUUUACCCCGCGGGAGGUCUCGUCCGCUUGUCUAAAGAUCAACUUGACAGGAUCAAUGCAUCCGAAUAUGCGGCCGAGUACACCCCUGAAAUGGGUGGCGGCUAUAUAGCGGGGAUAGAGGUAUUUCACCAGCUACACUGCGUGAACAUGCUUCGAAAAGCGACAAACAUGGAUUAUUAUCUGCCAAAGAUUGAGGAAUGGAAGGACCGUAAAACAUUGAGAUACCACCUGGACCAUUGCAUUGAUAUGCUGCGCCAAAAGCUCAUGUGUGAUCCAGAUGUAGGUAUGGUAACAUAUGUCUGGGCCAAGGGCUGGAAACAAGCAUUCCCAGACUUCAACACCGUUCACAAAUGUCGGGACUACUCUAAGGUACUCGAAUGGGCUCGUGCCAACUACGUGCAUGGGAGGAAUGUCGCAGAUAUUGAACGCGCCCCGGGGGCUCUUGAGAGGGAGACCCGUCCGUGAUAGUGUUGAUAUGUUGAAUAUUGAAUCUCGAAGUUAACAGACUCUGAACGGACUCACUUGAAGACUCGAGGAGACACCCGCGAAUGCCGUUGAAAAUAAUCGUAGUACGGCUAGCAUCGACUGGCAUGCCCUGGAGAUCUAACUAGUCUUAUGGUCAAUAGCCAAUCUAACCUAGGGAGACGGAUCGGGAUGGCAAUA